Molecule: messenger RNA, 1428 nt
Organism: Spodoptera litura
Lineage: Eukaryota; Metazoa; Arthropoda; Insecta; Lepidoptera; Noctuidae
Molecular function (GO): methyltransferase activity
Source: RefSeq, a predicted model, not a curated record
GACAGUGCUAAAUUGCAUGGUCCGCUUUCCGCAUGGUUAUUGUUUAAUGUUUGCAUUAUUUUGUUACUUUGGUGUAUGAAGUUUUGUAAAAUUAUACAACUCUGAAGCUCAUUUUUUUUUUUGAAAAGGAAACCUUAUUGUGUAUUACUGACUCCCCCAAUAUUAUAAUAAAUAAUCAACAAAAAUGUCUGAGGAAAAUGUAGUAAAUGUAAAACACCGUAUGUUACAAUUACUUUCUGAUGUGGACGAAGCUGAUAUGGAAACGAUUGAACAAUGGAUAUGUAAUCGAUCAUACAGAAAGGAUUUAGAACGUUUAAAAGCGUUGAAAAGUUCACAGAAAACACUCGUAAAAAUUGGUAAUUCAAUUAAGAAAAUUGUGCCAUUUGAAGCAGAGAUGCCAUCAGAAAUUAUAAAACCACCAACAGUUGGAAAUCAAGUAGAUUGCAAUGAAAUUAAUACAUGCCAUGUGGAUGAAUUCCUAUAUGAUGAUAAUGAAGUAGAAAAACUUAUUAAAAAAGGGAAACUAAAAAAAUACUAUUGUACAAACUGUAACCAUCGGGAUGUACAAGAAUUGAUAUACAUUUCACAUUCAAUGUCCUGUCAAGCUCUACAAUAUAUAUUCAAAGUUUUGCUUCCAAGUGAUUUAGAAGAAAAGCAAAUUUUGGAUGUUGGUUCACGAUUAGGUGCAGUUUUAUAUGGUGCUUACUAUUUAUCGAAUGCUGGAACUAUCAUAGGUGUGGAAAUGAAUCAGGAAUGUUGUGAUGUUCAAAGCAGAAUCAUUGAACAGCAUACAAUGGACACGAACAGAAUAAAAGUAGUUCACUCUGAUAUAAUGGAAAGAAGUGAUCUUGUGACAAACUCCAAUAUUAUUGUAAUAAAUAUCUUAGAAUUCUUUGUUGACAAUGAAAAACAUAAGGAAAUGUGGUAUUUCUUCAAAAAAUAUAUUAAGAAAGGAAGUUAUCUUGUUUGUAACAGAUCUAUGACUGAUACAUUUGUAAAUUUAGAUAUAUUUGAAGAAUUCAUGAAUUGGUUGAGUGUUUGUAAACCACAUCAAAUAGAAAAUGAAAUACUUUUUGAUAUUGAAGAUUAUGAAGAUUUGUACUUGUAUACUGUUAAUUAAAUAAUAUAAAAACAGAUUCUGUUUCAUUUAAAACAAAAUGAGAGUUUUGUUAUUUUACAUAAUUAAAAUGUAUUUAGUUGUAUGUGUUAGUUUUUCUCUAUGGCUUAGGGCCGAUUUUUACAACGCUAGUUAAAUUUUAUGAGAGAAAUAAGUUUCAGUUAAGAAUUUUUCAAACUUAUUCCUUCAUAAAAUUUAAGUGGCGUUGGAAAAAUCGGCCCUUGAACAUCUAAACUUUACGUACUUUUUAGGUAGCAAAAUCUUUCCCAUUCUGAAAAAAAUAUUUUAAAAUGAAUUAUUAUUAUAGUCGC